UGUUAGCACAGAGUUAAUUGUUAUAUUUCAAAAUCGAUUAUUUUUCGAAUUCUAUUUUUAUUGUUUUGAAACUUGAAAUCUAAUUGAAAUGGCCCUAAGAACAAAUGUUAGGCCAGUGCAGCCUACUGCACCUGCAGAUCAUGGAUUCUUUGGAGUACCGUAUUUCAAGGCACAUCUUAUGAUGGAUCAGCGCUGGGAACCUAGCUCUCUAACGAAUCAAUUUAAGUACAUGACGGAUGUUAUGGAAAAACACUAUUUAUACAAGAAGCACGAGAAUGCCGCUUUCAAAAAGAAAUUUAUACAAGAAAACCGAAGCUUAAAGCAACAAUGUCGAGAUGGACGUAUUAAAUUACAAAUGGCCUUGCAUGCAACCAAUUCGAAAAAGAUUCGAAAUUACUUAAUGAACUAUAGGGACAUGCAACGUUUAUAUAAUGCAAUGCCCAUUCAUUUAGUUGUGGAUAAUAUAAAUCAGAGAACUUUUGUAUUGAGAAAGGAGAAUGACCGAUUGAAAAACAAAUUAAAUCAAAUUGCAUUGGCUUAUGAGGACAAAUUGAUUGAAAAGGCCAAUCUGGAAAAUCGAAUUAAAUAUCAAAAUGAAUUUAUCCUUAUUGAAGAAAUUCAAUCGAAGCAAAUUCGAAACAAGAUCGAAUGCUCAAAUGUUCGUUUCAAGGCCAUUACAACUCUAAAUGAUGCUUAUAAAAGGAUAAUUCAACUUUUAAUAAACGACGAAAUCUAUUACGAACCUAUCUUGAUGUCACUCCAGAAAGAUAUUGACAAUCAAACGCAGUUUACAAAUUACAUAAUCGAGCUCGGACUGCCAGCAAUUACGAAAUUGCAAGAGAUCACUGAGAAGCAUCGGAAACUGGAGGACAAAGCACGUCGUAAUAUUGCAUCCAAAUUGCAAUGGGUACAGAAUUACAAAAAACGAGCUCAGCAACGUCAUUCUGAUUUGCGAAAGUUACAGGCCAAAGGAGAGGGAAGCGUUAAUUACUUCAAAAGAUACGUUCGAGAGACUCCUAGUAUGUUGGAACUUAAAUGUGAACUAGAGUCAAUUGAGGCAACAAUUAAACGGGUGAAAUUUGCCACAUUGUGUUCCAAGGCCACAGAAGUUUAUCCAAGAAUUAAGAAACAAAUUGAUGAUAAUCAGAGAUUGCACAAGAUCCUGGAUGGUGAUAUGGUUGUGCAUCAGUUUACAGAGAAGAAACUUGAACGGGCUGAUGUGAUGAGAGGAAUAUUGGAGCAUAAUUUAACAAAGGAGGAAACAGAACGAUUGGAAAAAAUUAGGAAUCUUAAGGAACAAAUCAAAGAAGAAAAGACGGUGGAAGAGGAAGCUGUUUCAUAUAUUAAAGAACGUGGAGAUAUAUUUUUGCUGAUAAGAUACGCAUUGUGGAAUUAUAAUGAAAUCUUAAGAUAUAUACUACGUUCAAAUAAAGUGGUUAAAAUAAAGUUUCCAACAUCAAACUUAAAGCUUCCCUUGUUGAAGUUCGAAAAUCUUACUAUGAAGGCUUUUCCUCCAGAUGGUUAUGAAGAAAACAUUGAUACUCUUUUACAAAACUUUAAGAAAAAAGUCAAUGCACUCAUGGCUGUCUAUAAAGACCCAUUAAGCAAGGAAGAAGGAAUAGUCAUGGAAAAAGAGUAUCAUGAAUUGUUCCUAAGUGGGUUGGAUGUUGAAGAUUAUUGUUCUGAUAAAGAAUCAGAUGAUGCUCAUGAUGGGGAAGCCCAAGAACGCAAAUUAAAUCAAAACGUACCAACUCGCAAGCAACUGAAACAAAUCAGCGCCAAAAUGGUAGAGGAACUUUCCAAAAAAGAAGAUUAGCUUUGAUCACAUACUGCGUUAUAUGUGCAUCUUUUUUGAAGAGCAAUAAAUACUUUUUGAUAA
Messenger RNA from Eupeodes corollae, 1879 nucleotides. RefSeq lists its product as uncharacterized. The record is from RefSeq and is a predicted model, not a curated record. NCBI's taxonomy places the organism in Eukaryota, Metazoa, Arthropoda, Insecta, Diptera, Syrphidae. The transcript has 10 exons. Bases 89 to 1816 code for a protein of 575 amino acids.